AUGGAGGGCUUGGUUGGCACUAGAGCAGACUCGAACCAUCGACCGACCGAAGGUGUAGACACAGCGGAACUUCUUACCGACUGUGCUAUACCCACCUUUAACACUAGAGAUAUCCCAACAGUCCUGCAGCCAGUUCCUCUUCUUUUGUAUGAUAUGAACUAUGCGAAGAAUUACGUACAAUACAAAACUAGGGAUGGCCAGGCGAAACGUCCUGAAGGUGAGAUCGAAGUCAGAGCAGAAUUCAUUGUAGAGUGCCCACGAAUGGCCGAGGAGGCGAAAGAAGAGUUCCUCGAGUUCGAAACGGCUAUGCGGGAUUUCUCGACGAUGUUCCCGUCCAUUUCGCAUGCCGAAAUUGAACGUGUGCUGAGGUCGAACGACGGCGAUGUGGCCAGAACGGUCGAUGAUCUAUUGCUGAUCUCCUUGGAGACGACGCAGAUUUCAACGACAGCCUCUACAUCGUUCCGAAGCCAAAGUGCACCAUCUGCUGCUGCAAAAGCAGUGCAUUUCGCAUCUUCUGCUCGACGAUCAGCUGAUGACGCUUCACCUUCGAUGAGGGCUGGGAAAAUAUUGAGGGUUUCUCGACUCAGCGCAGAUGAUGUGGUGAGGGAACGUGCUCGUAUCGAGAAAAUGAAAAGAGAGAACGAACGACGACUGGACGUCGUAUGCGAUGAGAAGGAAGCUAGACUGCUCGAGGAUGAACAACUCGCGUUGCUGAUGCAAAACAAGGAAUUUAUUCGUUGGCUACGAAGGGAACAGUUUCCUUACAUGUCGUCUUCUUCGCACACAACAAAACCACAAAGGAAGCGGAGCUCACAUGGAAAAGAUCAUGGACCUCGAGUCCCGGAAGGUCCAGUGGUUGAUGAGCUCAUUAUCAAUGCCGAGCCAGAUCUAAAGGACAGGCUGAAGAACGUGAGCAAAGUCUCAAAGGAACGUCUCCUGCAACUUGCCGCUCGUUUCCGACGAAGCAAUGACGCUCAUCUUAAUGCUUUCUAA
Messenger RNA from Necator americanus (New World hookworm), 993 nucleotides. RefSeq lists its product as uncharacterized. The coding region runs from base 1 to 993 and encodes 330 amino acids. The record is from RefSeq and is a predicted model, not a curated record. Gene Ontology annotation, molecular function: ubiquitin binding. The transcript is spliced from 11 exons. Lineage: Eukaryota; Metazoa; Nematoda; Chromadorea; Rhabditida; Ancylostomatidae.